AUGGCGUUACACAUCCAAAGUCGAAACUUGAAGGGGCUUGGACGCUUCCUGCUCAAUUCCAGUAAAUUGUCUUACACCAGGAUUUGCUCAUAUUAUCAUCAGCAACAAAUUUUGAAACAAGUUGAAGACAAUGACAUCAACCCUAACCUCUCCCCUCUGGAGGCACUUCAUGAAAAGGUCAUGCGAGGCGAACUUGACCAUGAUGACCACCAAACGAAGGUCAUGCAAUCCUUAGAAAACGUCUACAAUGACAUUAAAAACUAUCAACCAGCUGAAUCUUCAGUGUUUGACAGAUGGUUUGGGAAAGAGAAGAAAGUGCUGGCUCCCAAAGGCCUUUACUUGUAUGGUGCUGUUGGUGGAGGCAAGACUAUGCUCAUGGAUGUUUUCUAUGGUUGCUGUCAAAUUGAUGGAAAGCGACGAGUGCACUUUAAUGCUUUCAUGCAAGAUGUGCAUGCCCGCAUUCAUGAUGUGAAGAAGCAUGUUGUGCGCGACCACUCAAGCACAAAGCCUCAGCCAUUUGAUCCUAUUCGACCUGUCGCACGAUCGAUUUCGAACCAGUCAUGGCUUAUUUGUUUUGAUGAGUUCCAGGUCACAGACAUUGGUGAUGCCAUGAUUCUGAAACGUCUCUUUACGGAACUUUUCAACAACGGUGUGAUUGUGGUGGCUACCAGCAACAGAGCUCCUGAUGAUCUUUACAAGAAUGGCUUGCAACGUUCAAAUUUUGUUCCAUUUAUCCAGGUCCUAAAGGACCACUGCAAUGUUUUAAGCUUAACUUCAGGCAUUGACUACAGGCUAAAAUCUACUCCAGGAAAAGAAAAGAACUUCUUUGUAAAAACUGAAUGCAAUGCCAAUGCUGAGAUGGACAACAUUUUCAAAUAUUUAUGUUCCAUGGAAAAUGAUAUCAUCCGUCCAAGAACACUAAGUAUAAUGGGCCGAAAUGUUCAAUUUAAUAAAACCUGUGGACAAGUUCUGGACUGUACUUUUGCAGAAUUAUGUGAAAGGGCUCUUGGUGCUAGUGACUACUUGCAGCUCUCUCAGGCAUUCCAUACAAUCUUCAUUCGUGACAUCCCUCAACUCAGUUUGAAAAAAAAAUCUGAAGCUCGGAGAUUUAUCAUGCUGAUUGAUACACUCUAUGACCACAGAGUGCGCAUUGUUGUGAGUUCAGAUGCCCCCUUGAAAUCGAUGUUUGUAUCUGAUGCUUCAAGUGAUGUAGAUGAUGAGUCCCGACUUCUCAUGGAUGACUUGGGAAUUUCCAAAGGAUCUGAAAAUGCUUCUGCCAACAUUUUCACUGGUCAUGAAGAAAUGUUUGCAUUUGACAGGACAAUUUCCCGUUUAAGCGAAAUGCAGUCAGCAGAGUACUGGGAAAUGUGGGAGAAACAACGAUAAACAGAGUUGGUUGUUUUAAAAUAAAAUAUUUCUACAUCAGCAUAGUAUUAACUCCCUGUUAUUGUUUUAUAGACCCUAACUUUGUAUAUAUGUCUUGUACAAAGAAAUCUGUGAUCUAGAUAGGCAUUGUAUAAUUAUUGUUCCAUUGUCCUCUGAACUAUGUAAACAUGUUUGUGUUUUAGGUUAACUUGAUGAGCUAAUGUCAGAUUACCAUCAAGUCCACUAUUUUAAUUAUUUGUUUUUAAAUCUUUACACUAUUGCAAUUAACAUGGCUAUGGCAAAUUUUUGUACCAUAUGUGCAGUUAAAUUGAGUAGUUGUCCUCUGAUUAACAAUAAAAGUUCCAAGGAAAAAUAGUGACUAACACUUUCCUCCAUGCAACCAAGAAAGAACUAAGCAAAUUGAGUCAAGUUGGACUCCUUUUUUGUUUGCUUUAAAAAUGAAUAAAGAUACUGUAAAUAAUUUUCUA
Molecule: messenger RNA, 1853 nt
Organism: Thrips palmi
Lineage: Eukaryota; Metazoa; Arthropoda; Insecta; Thysanoptera; Thripidae
Product: putative ATPase N2B
Exons: 8
Coding region: 1-1386 (461 amino acids)
Cellular component (GO): cytoplasm; mitochondrion
Molecular function (GO): ATP binding; ATP hydrolysis activity
Source: RefSeq, a predicted model, not a curated record